Molecule: messenger RNA, 5979 nt
Organism: Mercenaria mercenaria
Lineage: Eukaryota; Metazoa; Mollusca; Bivalvia; Venerida; Veneridae
Exons: 11
Coding region: 234-4022 (1262 amino acids)
Source: RefSeq, a predicted model, not a curated record
AAAUAUAAAGAGGUGUACGACUUUAUUUUAAUAGAUAUUAAAUCAAAUAACUCAUGGCUUAAUAUAAAAUAAGUUAGCGCAGCAAAUAUUUAUGAGCAUUGAAAAGGUUAAUUGAAACUUUGGAUUUUAAAAGAAAGCUUAAGUGUUUAAACAGAGAGGGCACGGAUGCUAAGACAGAAUGAAUUUUAAAGCUAAACUACCCAGGAUUCCAACAGCUUAGCUUUUAAUCAAAAAUGGGACAAGGUGCAGCUAAGCCGCGUAUCAGGAUGGUUCUGCCAGCAGAUGAACAAGAUGGACAGAUUGUUGAGCCUGAAGAAGAUGAAGAAGAAAAUAAUGUCGAUAAGCUUGGUGUGUCCGCAGAGGAAAGCGAUUACCCAGAACCCAGACCCCCUGAUAAACUAUCUGUUGUAAAAGAAGACCGGAGUCAGACUGGAAACACGUCGGAAAAGUUAGGACAUACCAAUAUUGUAAGCAGAAUUCAAGAAGAAGAAAUAUUCAGUACAAAAAGUAAACUCGAAGAGGAAUACCAGGUCGAGCUUGUCCCAGUUGGAGCGAGUUUCCAAAAGAGUAUAAAGAAACGAGCUGAGAUCAAUGCAGAACUGGUGGGCUUUCCUGAUGAUGGUACACGAUCUUACCCAGUUGUCAAAACUAUCACAAGAAGUAUAUCCUUACGGGAAUCUUUACUUGGUUCCAGCCUUAUGAAUAGUUCUGGUUUGCUCCUUGGAAUGACAAAGCGUGAAGCAAUGCUUGCUGAAAGAGAACGUUAUGAAUAUAUGAAACUCAUGGCACCUGUGACAGAAACUUCAACGCACAGACAAUUCAGACGGUAUAACUAUGACGCUAAAUUGAGAGACAGACAUACUUCCACGAUGAAUAAUUCCAGAAACGUGGAGGAUCAUUUAGCUAAUGAGAUAGCAGAAAAGCAUAGAGACCACACGGCUGAGACAUAUACAUCUCUAAUCAAGGACCUAACAUCAGAUGUAAACUCAGAACGAUUGAAAGUAAAGGUAAUCUUGGCAUGGAUGAGUAAGCAAGGUAUCGGCAGACUACAGUUCGGACCUAAACCACCACCACCAGAUACACCAAAUGGCUAUAUGAUGCUGAUGCAAGAAGGCCAAGGGACAUUUCCGGUCUUUUUCACUCUCUUGUGCAGAGCAGCCAACCUUAAAUGUGCAAUCAUAAGUGGUAUUUCGAAAGGCUCGCAUUACGAGGUUGGAAGCAAAGAUACAGAACUUCUGAGGAAUACCUGGAAUGCUGUCUAUGUGGAAGGAUCCUGGCAGUUGGUUCAUCCCCUUUGGGUCUGUAAAGGUGUCGCUAACAGACAACUUGGUGGAUGGGUGAAGAUUGAAGAAGAAGGAAAAGCCAAAAGAAAACUCAGUAUUGCAAGUACAGGCAAAGAUGUUCCGUCAUUUAAUCCGUACUUCAUUUUUACAAAACCAGAGGAAUUUAUAUAUCGGAAUUUCCCUGACGAAGGGCGAUGGCAAUUAUUACCCAAUCCUAUAACGUUGGAGCAUUUUUUAGAACAGACAUAUAUACGCCCAAUUUUCUUUAUCAAUAAUUUCAAACUCCAAAGUGUAGACGCUUGUAUGCACGAAUCUGAAACGGGCGAUCCGUGCGAAAUAACUAUAGCUUUUCCAAAACAAAGCACAUCAGAUGUUGUGUUUGGAUACGAGUUAAGUAUGAAAACUAAUGAGCAAACAGACGAGUUACACCUCAAUAACGGAGUAUCAGAUCAGAACACGGAAGAAACUGGCGAGGAUGUAACAGAAACUGAACGAUAUGUCAUGGUUAAAAAGUCAGAAAGCUCUGUUACAUUUGAAGUUCGAUUUUUCAAGACGGGUACAUACAAGUUACGCUUAUACGGUGGAUAUUUUAAGGAAUUCGGAAACAAGCCGCCUUGGAUUAUAGAUGCAUUGUUGAAAUGUGAAAAUAUCCUCCCUCAAGCCGACCCUCUACCGUUUGAUCCAGGUCCAGUUGGUUGGGGACCUGGUCCAAUUUCUGAAAAUGUUGGUCUUUAUGUCCCAUCCCAUGUAGAAAGUGAAGUACUAGUCACUGAAGAAGAAGACACAAUAAUUUAUUUCAUCUUGCAAAACAAAAUAAAAGUAAACGCUGCAUUGCAUCAUUGCAUACUUGAAAGCAAUGAACUUCAAAAGUUUGUUGAAAUUAGCACAGUUGAGAUUGGUGAUAUACUGACGCUGCAGAUAAGGCUUAUGUACCCUGGGAAAGGCGAAUUUGGUCUCAAAAUAAACGUUAAAAAUCAUCAAAUGGACGUCAAUGCGUGCAAUUAUAUAUUACACACAGGCCAGAAACGACCAUUCGAGUCAUUUUAUCCAAGAAGAGCUAGAAGAAUUCUACUGAACGCAAUGGAGACGUGUGAUUUGGAUUUCGUAAAAGGAGCCCUUGAAGAAUGUAAAAGAACAGGACUGCCUGACACAGACCCCGACGUUAUGGGUGCACGAAACAGAUUCGAGUUUCUAAGUUGCAAAACAGAACUCUAUGUCGCUUUAUUAGUCAACAGAAUAGAUGUAUCCGAACAUGCAUUGUACCGCACCAGAAAAGCUAACCUUGAUAUAUUGUUAGUUAAAGAGGUAUUAAAGGUGGAAGAACAUUUACAAAAACUUCAAAAGUUAGAUGAAGGUGGUUGGACAUGUGAAAUUCCAGAAAUAGACCGACAGUCUCUUGUUGAGCUGAGCCAACUUCGUAAGCCUAAACUUGAAGUACAGUUGGUGAUAACAACAAUGUAUAUGUUGUUGGGUAUCGAAGAAGAAAAUCUUAAAGAUUGGGGAAAAGUCCGAAAGUUUCUUAGAAACCAACAAAGUACACUUGUAGAAGUAGCAAGACUUGAGAAGUACCUAAUGCUAGAUACUACAGAUGGUGUCACUGUUUCCGAAAGUGUGCUGGACCGUGUGCAAGAGAAACUCACAAACUACACACUAGAACACAUCAGGCGUGUUGACAACACAGCUGCCGCAUAUUUUCAGUGGGUCAUUUCAAUCACUGAAAAGCUUAAGGAAAACCAAAAGAAGAUUGAGUCCUCACGUUUGGCUAAGGCGAGUGCAACAAAAUCAACCGCCUCAGUUGUGACAAAAGUACCAGGGCAAAUUUCAAGCCAACAUGCAAGACAAACGUCAUUGUCAAUAACGACAAUAUCUCUUAAAUCCAAAACUACAACAACACAAAAGUCACUAAAAGAAAACAAAUCAUUAGAGAAAUCAAACAUGACAUUAAAUUCUUCAGCUGUGUCAAAAAGACCAAGCGUUAUUACGCAAAAAACAGUGAAUAAAUCUCAUUUCACCAAUGACCAAAAGGCAGACAGUAUCGCAACCAAACAAACUCUGCCAUUGAAUACUUCUGGAGAUGUACCUAAUCUGGAUCCAAUAUCGAAGAAGAAAAGUGGCAUUACUUUAAACUCUAAGAAUGAAAAGUCGCAAAGUUUUAUCAGUGCGACACAAUCAUUUAGGAAAGUAGGUUCCGGUUCAGAGGAACAAAGUAAUACGUCUCAUGUAAAAGAUAAGUCUGUUAAGUCAUUCGUUCAAGAAUCAGUUUCUAGAAAGGGUAUCACUUCACAGCAGUCGUCGACACUACAAUCUCGUUUAUCGCCAGGUUCUGAAGGAGUGCCAAGACAUGGAAGUGUUGUCUCAAAUAGGUCUUCUAAAUCCAAAUCAUCGCAGGCGUUAGUACGCCCCAAACCUAUGCUAAAUUCGUCAAGUACGUUCACACACAGUUCUUUAAAGGGCGAAAAACAUGUGUCAAGAACAGAAAGCAAUGUUACACACAAGUCUGUAAAAAGCCUAUCAAAGGCAUUAAAGUCUAGAGGGUCAGAAAGAAUAAGCGCUGACGCAAGUUUAAAUAAUGGUACAAAGAAUGGCAAUGUACAAGACCUACCUCUAAAAUCAAAAGGUUUAUCUGGCAGAACCUUUUUCUCUGACUCUGGCGGCUCACAAAGAGAACAAACGUCGAGGCCCGUGUCAAAAAAAGUCAAAAUCAAGUGUCAAGAAAAUCAAAUCAACAUAAUGCUUUAAAACUAAGAUUGUUUUAUCAUCGCAUUUAUUAACACAAAAGCUUGUAAUAUAUCUGCCUGCCAUAGAUUGUGAUGUCACUUAAAGUUCAGGCGGAAGAUCAAAUAGUAAAGUUAGAAUAUUUCCAAAAGUGAAUGUGUACAAAACCACUAUAUUUAUAAUCCAAACUCAUUUUAUUCCAUGAACCAAUACAUAUGUGUAAUAUCCAAGUACUAAUGUAAACAGGGCAAUUAACUAAAAAGCCGAAUGUUUUCGAAAGUCUGUCUCAUCGAAUAAUUCAUGUGCAUUCUACAAGAAUCCAGUGCGGUAAUGUAGCGUUAUGACGCGUGUACAGGACUGUGUUUAAUUAUAAAAGUUUGAAUGAAUAAGAAAAAAAAAACUGUACCAACUUUUGUUUCAGUUGGCAGUUUUGUUGACAGAACUUGUGAUCGCCAUCAGCCGCCGCACACUUUGAACGCGCACGUGUUUUUUUUACUAACUCAAACUAAAUUAGUUAAAACUGAGAAGCUGUCGACAAUUAAUUUUACAUUCAAUUUACUGCGUGUGCCGUUGUUCACGCUUAUCUAACAUGUCUAUAUCAAUAUUUUAUUUUAGAAACUCAUAGUAAGUUUAAGUUUACCAUAAUUGAUUGCAUUUUCAUGAAUUUUUAAAGGCUUGACAGUUUCCUUCUUCUAAUAGUCAGAUAGUUGUGAAGUAGUGCUCAAUGUGUUCUCUAUAUCCCGAAAAUAAGCAACGGCUUAUCUUAAAUUUUCGUAAGGAUUUGAUGGCUUAUUAUCGAGACCGGCUAAUUUUUGAGUCCGGCGAACUUUUACGUACAUAUAUUCAAUAACAGUUUAAAAAUUGUCUUAUUUUCGAGUACCGAAAUAUUGAAGAUAUGAAUGUCACAUAUUUUGCUUUUGAGUAAAAUUAUCGACGUCGAUAAAUACUUAUAAUUCUGACAUACCAGUUUUGUUAGAAUUUAUUACAAUUUCUUAAUGAAAAUAAUCCGAUGCUAACAGAUAAUUACCCAUUAAAAAGUUUUGUCUGGCCUAUCAAACAAAUACACCUAUGAUUUAAUCGGCCAACGGGUAUGAAUAACUUACAAAAUAGGUGAUAAACACUGCAUUGUGUUAUAAAGACCGGUCAUGUUAAUUAGUAGAACUGACUUGCCAAGAAGUGUUUGAGACAGGAAUUUUUUGGCUUUUAAAGUUUUAAUUUGUCCAGGGUUUUGAAUAUCAGAACAACUUGCAUUGUGUUAAGUGUUUUCAUUCCAAAGUAUGUUUUAUUGCUAUUACGUGUGGAAAUAAAUCUGCUAUGUACACGCUGGUAACUUUUGCUAUCUCAUAUGGUGUCCUAACAAAGUCACUGAUACUAUUACUGAUACAAAAAUCUGGACGGCUUAUUUUUGAGUGCGGCUUAUUUAUGGGCCCUUUUUGCCUGUAGUGAAAUGGUGGCUUAUUUUCGAGACCGGCUUAUUUUCAAAACCAGCUUAUGUUCGGGAUUUCAGGGUAUAUUUAAAUUAUGUUAGACAAAUGUUUUUCAUAAUAACUUCCAAGAUCAAAUCUAAGAUCUUUCAAAAUGUAUAAUAAUGAUAUUGUUUGGAGGAGUGAGUGUGCUCUGAUUAGAUAUUGUGCUAAUAUUUCCAAAAGCAUGGAUAAUGUGGAGUUUUCGACCUUCUAAAUUGGAUAAAAGCUAGAUAUACAUCUUACAUUCUUGAACAAAAUCUUGAGCUUUGUUUUGUCUUAGAAUAAAUAACAUGUUCCGAAUCUAAUCUUGGCAAAGAAAAUCACACACACAAAAAGAAACUGCCAGAUGUGCCCUUAAAUUAUUCUGUGAUAUACAUUUGCUUAUAUACAUGUAUAUAAAUAUGAAUUAAAAUGGCAUGUAUUUACCUCAUUCGAUAUUGUGUCGAAAGUUUAUAGUGUGCUUUUUGUUUCAAUUGUUAAUGUGACAAGAAUUAUGAAAUAAAUUUAUGUAUUAA